UCCAGCCGGACCUAUUUAUGGGGACGGACAGCCCUUUUUUCCUAUUGUUACGCAGCUGUUUUGUCCCUCUCCUGGUUCCCUUUCACUUUGGGGCCCCAGUUCCAUCCCUCUUUGUUGCUCUUGCUGCUGGUGGUGGUGGUGUUUUUUUCUGCUUCUGACACGUGUCUGCCCCUUCCCACGUUCCCCAGGGCACAAAGGAGGCGCCAUGGCCGGCUUGGAGCUGCUCUUCCACUCGGUGGCACCUGGGAUCUCCUGCCCUCAGGACGCCCUCCUCUGCUACCUCCACUGGAAGCUCAUCACCCACGACUACCGUUGCCUGGGGCCUGGGGACCAGCCAGGUGUCAAUGAGAGGAAGUCGGAGAUGCUCCCCACCGGGUGGAAUGCAGACAAGGAGCUCUACACCCUGCGCUACCGGCUGAAGGACGACUCCCGCGACCUCCUCCUGAAGGCAAUCAUGAUGGACGGCAGUAUCAUCCUCAACAUCAUGGAGCCCAAAUCCCAGAAAGUGGCAGAUUUGACCUUGAAGGUGACUGACUACGUCAACCCGGAACACCUGGCUGAUUUUGACAAGGUCUACCAGAACACAGAGGAACUGCAGACACGAAUCGUCCACCACAUUGUCUCUCCCUUUGAGGACACCAAAGAACACAUCCGCACCAGGGAGGAGCCCAAGCAUGAGAGGAACCCCUCUCCUCCCAACCCGCCUGACCACGACCCACUGUGGAUCCCACCUCGACAUCCUCAUGGCAGCCGGCAGCCCAACUGGCAAGACCCCAUGGGACCCUUUGCUGUUGGUGGAGAAGAUUUGGACCCCUUUGGGGGCCGAAGAGGGGGAAUGAUCUCAGACCCACUUCGAUCAGGAUAUCGGAAUCCUAUGAUUGAUCCAUCUUCAGGACUUCCGAGUAGACUUCCUCCUGGAUCAGUUCCUCCUGGUGCAAGAUUUGACCCCUUUGGUCCCCCAGGGGCAAACCGGAGUGGGCCUGAUCCUGACCAUCUUCCACCUCCAAACUACGACGACAUGUUCAUGUGACAGACGCCAAACAUCACCCUGGCACCACCUCCUGUUGGGGGAUAUAUAGUCAUCUCAUCCCCCCAAAUAAUUUGGGGUACCAGUUCUGAUGGACUUCAGCCUUCUGAGCAGCAAUUCCUUUUCCUAGCUGUGGCUGACUAUCUAGCUUUGAUUUCUCAGCACAUAAACCAGAAGAGGAGGCAGGGUGCAGAUAAA
Sceloporus undulatus (fence lizard) is the source of this 1225-nucleotide messenger RNA. RefSeq names its product proteasome inhibitor subunit 1 (gene PSMF1). NCBI's taxonomy places the organism in Eukaryota, Metazoa, Chordata, Lepidosauria, Squamata, Phrynosomatidae. Gene Ontology annotation, molecular function: proteasome binding; endopeptidase inhibitor activity. Gene Ontology annotation, biological process: proteasome-mediated ubiquitin-dependent protein catabolic process. The coding region runs from base 206 to 1030 and encodes 274 amino acids. The transcript has 7 exons. The record is from RefSeq and is a predicted model, not a curated record.